Messenger RNA from Rattus norvegicus (Norway rat), 4565 nucleotides. The record is from RefSeq and is a predicted model, not a curated record. Lineage: Eukaryota; Metazoa; Chordata; Mammalia; Rodentia; Muridae.
AGAGGCUCUCCUCACUCUCCUUUGUUGUUCUAACGGGCAAGGUGCCAGCGGGUUUUGUAAGCACCUGAGAACAGCGAUGACAAGUAGUGCCUGAGUCACAGAGGCACAGGUGGCUUUGACAGUGGUCAGAAAGAACCCACACUCGCUGCUCGAGAUGGAGAAGAGCAAGACGGAUGGUCACCAGGCUGUGCUCAAUGAAGGAGAGGAGAAUGAGCUGGAGGUGUUUGGCUACCAGACUCAGAAUUUACGAAGAGCCUUGUGCCUCGUCACAGCCAUCCUGACUCUUGGGGCAGUUCAGCUCAUGUUCUACUGGAGGCCUGAGUGGUGGGUGUGGACCAGUUGCAUCCCAUGCCCCUUACAAGAAGCAGACAUAGUUUUGCUGAGGACAACUGAUGAAUUUCGAAGAUAUAUGAGGAAAAAGGUUUUCUGCCUUCACUUAUCGACACUGAAGAUCCCUAUAAGCAAGAACCCAGGGGAACCUCUGGUAGCUGAUCACCACUCGGUCAUAAACCAAGCUGUAAUGAAGCCAGAAUUAAAACUACGAUGCAUUCAAGUGCAGAAAAUCAGGUACGUGUGGGAUUUCUUGAAGAAGCGAUUUCAGAAAGUUGGGUUGCUGGAAGACAGUAACUCCUGCUUUGACAUCCACCAUACAUUUGGAUUGGGUCUGACCAGUGAAGAGCAAGAGGUCAGACGGUUAGUGUGUGGGCCCAAUGCUAUCGAGGUGGAGAUCCAGCCUAUAUGGAAGCUGCUUGUUAAACAGGUUUUAAAUCCAUUCUACGUGUUCCAAGCCUUCACCCUCACUCUAUGGCUGUCUCAGGGUUACAUAGAAUACUCUGUGGCCAUCAUCAUUUUGACUGUUAUAUCCAUUGUCUUGAGUGUGUAUGACUUGAGACAGCAAUCAGUUAAGCUGCACAAGCUUGUGGAGGAUCACAACAAAGUCCAGGUCACAAUCACAGUAAGAGACAAAGGUCUGCAGGAGCUGGAGUCCCGUCUCCUGGUUCCGGGAGAUAUUCUCAUUCUUCCAGGGAAAAUUUCAUUGCCCUGUGAUGCUGUAUUGAUUGAUGGGAGUUGUGUGGUGAAUGAAGGAAUGCUCACAGGAGAAAGUAUACCUGUUACAAAGACACCAUUGCCCCAAACGGAGAACACCAUGCCCUGGAAAUCACACAGUUUGGAGGACUACCGGAAACAUGUGCUCUUCUGCGGAACAGAAGUGAUUCAGGUCAAGCCAUCUGGCCAGGGACCUGUUAGAGCCGUGGUUCUGCAGACAGGUUAUAAUACAGCAAAAGGAGACUUAGUGAGAUCCAUCCUCUAUCCCCGACCUCUGAACUUCAAACUGUAUAAUGAUGCCUUCAAGUUCAUGGUGUUCCUGGCCUGCAUUGGUGUUGUGGGAUUUUUCUAUGCCCUAGGUGUCUAUUUGUACCAUGAAGUUCCUCCGAGAGAAACUGUAACCAUGGCUCUGAUCCUCCUCACUGCCACUGUCCCUCCUGUGCUCCCAGCUGCCCUGACCAUCGGCAAUGUGUAUGCCCAGAAGAGGCUGAAGAAGAAGAAGAUUUUCUGCAUCUCCCCACAGAGAAUCAAUAUGUGCGGCCAGAUCAACCUCGUGUGCUUCGACAAAACAGGAACUCUUACAGAAGAUGGGCUGGACCUCUGGGGGACGGUUCCCACUGCUGGCAACUGUUUCCAGGCAGUCCACAGCUUUGCCUCAGGUGAGGCUGUACCCUGGGGCCCACUGUGUGCAGCCAUGGCCAGCUGCCACUCCCUGAUCCUUCUUGAUGGGACCAUCCAGGGAGACCCUCUGGACCUCAAAAUGUUUGAAGGCACUGGCUGGAAUAUGGAAGAUGGCCAAGUGGCCUCCUGCAAAUAUAGCACGGCAGAUUCCGGCACAGUAAUAAAACCAGGACCGAACGCUAGCCAGAGUCCCGUGGACAGCAUCACCAUCUUGCGCCAGUUUCCAUUUUCCUCAGGACUGCAAAGGAUGUCUGUGAUUGCUCAGCUGGCUGGUGACCUCCGUCUCCACGUCUACAUGAAGGGUGCCCCGGAAAUGGUGGCCAGGUUCUGCAGCUCUGAAACGGUGCCUAAGAACUUCCCACAGGAGCUGAGGAAUUACACAGUGCAAGGCUUCCGUGUCAUCGCUCUUGCCCAUAAAACCCUGAAGAUGGAGAAGGUUUCCGAUGUGGAACGUCUAGCAAGGGAGAAAGUGGAGUCCGAGCUGGCAUUUCUGGGUCUUCUCAUAAUGGAGAAUCGCUUGAAAAAUGAAACGAGGCCAGUGCUGCAGGAACUGAGCGAGGCCCGCAUCAGGACCGUGAUGGUGACAGGUGACAAUCUUCAAACUGCCAUCACUGUUGCUAAAAAUUCUGAAAUGAUUCCUGUGGGCAGCCAGGUCAUCAUUGUCGAGGCUAAUGAGCCAGGAGACCUUGUUCCUGCUUCUGUGACCUGGCAGCUGGUGGGGACCCAAGAGCCAGGCUCUGAGAAGAAGGUGUCACAGGGAAGCCAGCAGUGCUUUAGAAGCCCAUGCAGAAACCAUGCCUUUCGAUUUCAGGACACCUACAUUGAUAUCGGAAACAGUUCAGUACCUUGUGGGAAAGGUUACCAUUUUGCAAUGAGUGGGAAGUCCUAUCAAGUGCUAUUUCAUCAUUUCUACAGCAUGCUGCCACAAAUUCUGGUCAAUGGAACCGUUUUUGCAAGAAUGUCUCCUGGGCAGAAAUCAAGUCUUGUGGAAGAGUUUCAGAAAUUAAAUUAUUAUGUGGGCAUGUGUGGAGAUGGAGCCAAUGACUGUGGGGCUUUGAAAAUGGCGCAUGCGGGCAUCUCGCUGUCAGAGCAGGAAGCGUCUGUGGCCUCUCCCUUCACCUCGAAAGUGGCCAAUAUCGAGUGUGUGCCUCAUCUCAUCAGGGAGGGACGGGCUGCACUGGUUUCAUCCUUCGGUGUAUUUAAAUACUUGACCAUGUACGGCAUCAUCCAGUUUAUUGGAACAUCACUGCUGUACUGGCAACUACAGCUCUUCGGUAAUUACCAGUAUCUCCUGCAAGAUGUGGCCAUCACCCUGAUGGUCAGCUUAACAAUGAGCAUAAACCAUGCCUACCCGAAGUUGGCUCCAUACAGACCAGCAGGACAACUCCUUUCUCCUCAGUUGCUACUCUCAGUCUUCAUGAAUUCCUGUUUCACCUGCAUUGUGCUAGUGUGUACGUUUCUCUCUGUGAAACAGCAGCCUUGGUACUGUGAGGUCUACAAAUACAGUGAAUGCUUUCUGGUCAACCAAAGUAAUUUCUCAACCAACAUGGGUUUGGAGCGAAACUGGACUGGGAAUGCAACCCUGGUUCCUGCUUCGGUGCUAAGUUUCGAGGGCACCACUUUGUGGCCCAUUGUCACCUUCAACUGCAUCUCAGCAGCUUUUAUUUUUUCUAAGGGAAAGCCAUUUCGGAAACCCAUCUACACCAACUAUUUAUUCUCGCUUCUGCUGACAUCUGCUGUGGGCCUCACUGUUUUCAUUCUGUUUUCUGAUUUUCAAGAUAUAUACCGUAGAAUGGAGUUCAUCCCAACCACAACAUCAUGGAGAAUUUCAAUUCUGGUGGCAGCCUUUGUCCAGUUCUGUGUGGCAUUCUUUGUAGAGGAUGCCAUCCUUCAAAAUAGAGAGCUCUGGCUGUUUAUAAAGAAAGAAUUUGGAUUCUACUCGAAAAGUCAGUAUAGGAUCUUGCAGAGAAAGCUGGCAGAAGACUCGACGUGGCCUCCCACGAACAGGACAGAUUAUGCAGUCAAUGGCAAAAAUGGACUCUACAUCAACAGAGCCUAUGAAAGCCCUGAACAGGUCCCGAAAGGGAAGCUCAAACUGGGAGGGCAAGCUUCAGAACAGCAUUUUUGGACCAGACUGUAACCUGAAUUGCAGUCACGCCUGAUCCACAACAUCACCCUUUGUCCCCAAACUAAACAUUGUGGAAAGGAGGAAACUGCAUACAUAUCCUUCUCUUCUCUCUCUGUCGAAGUAUCCAAUGCACUUCAACAUAGCGACCCUUGCAGCAAAGAACUUAACAUUCAUUCUACCCUUCACUAGCUCCAGAGAAACCUGCAUGUCUCAGAUCACCUUUGUAAUAACCCGUAUUCAUAUUGUAUUGUUCUAAAUGGACAGCUCUCAUGCAACAAGAUUAGAUGUAUGGACAUCGGAUGAGAAGAAAAACUGAGAAAGCACUUGGUGUUUGAAAGUUAUAGUAAUGUAUUAAUCGAUGUAAGUUUCUUUAGUCUUACAUUAAUUUGUGGAGCACAUUCAUGUACAUACAUUGGCCAGGAUUAUAAGAUUCCUCCUGGUUUGCAUCUUUGGUGUGACUUAAGUGGAGAAAUAAGAUGAAUUAUUCCACCCUAGGUACACAGGAAGCCAGAGUGGUGUGGAAGUUGAGAACAGUAGAGAUCGGUGCUAAUCUUUUAUAAUCACGGCAUGGGUGUUGCUAGGGUGUAAGCAAAAUACACCAACUUGGUACAUUUCAAAAGUAUAGUGUAUGGGUCUGGGGAGCCUAACAGUGCAGAGUAGACCAGAAUAAUGAAAUAAACUUUUCAAAUGUGUUUUUUCACUUUAUAAA